Messenger RNA from Myxocyprinus asiaticus (Chinese sucker), 1955 nucleotides. Its product is annotated as tubulin alpha-1A chain-like. Gene Ontology annotation, biological process: mitotic cell cycle; microtubule cytoskeleton organization. The transcript is spliced from 4 exons. Gene Ontology annotation, molecular function: structural constituent of cytoskeleton; GTP binding. Gene Ontology annotation, cellular component: cytoplasm; microtubule. NCBI's taxonomy places the organism in Eukaryota, Metazoa, Chordata, Actinopteri, Cypriniformes, Catostomidae. The record is from RefSeq and is a predicted model, not a curated record. The coding region runs from base 16 to 1371 and encodes 451 amino acids.
GAGGAAACUUUAACAAUGCGUGAGUGCAUCUCAGUCCACAUAGGCCAGGCAGGUGUGCAAAUGGGCAAUGCAUGCUGGGAAUUGUAUUGCCUGGAGCAUGGGAUCCAGCCAGAUGGUCAGAUGCCAAGUGAUAAAACUAUCGGAGGGGGAGAUGACUCCUUCAACACCUUCUUCAGUGAAACUGGAGCUGGAAAACAUGUUCCUAGAGCUGUCUUUGUCGACCUGGAGCCCACUGUCAUUGAUGAGGUACGCACGGGAACCUACCGCCAACUGUUCCACCCUGAGCAGCUGAUCACUGGUAAGGAAGAUGCUGCCAACAAUUAUGCCCGUGGGCAUUACACCAUUGGCAAGGAGAUCAUUGACCUAGUGCUUGACAGGACUCGCAAACUGGCUGAUCAGUGCACUGGGCUCCAGGGCUUCUUGAUCUUCCACAGUUUUGGUGGUGGCACUGGCUCUGGCUUCACCUCCCUGCUUAUGGAACGACUCUCUGUCGACUACGGUAAGAAGUCAAAGCUUGAAUUUGCCAUUUAUCCAGCUCCUCAAGUCUCAACUGCGGUGGUAGAGCCCUACAAUUCCAUACUUACCACCCACACCACCUUAGAGCACUCUGACUGUGCCUUCAUGGUAGACAAUGAAGCCAUCUAUGAUAUCUGCCGUAGAAACCUCGAUAUUGAGCGCCCCACCUACACAAACCUCAACAGGCUGAUCGGGCAAAUCGUGUCCUCCAUCACAGCAUCCCUGCGUUUCGAUGGAGCCCUGAAUGUAGAUCUGACCGAGUUCCAAACCAACCUGGUGCCCUACCCACGUAUCCACUUCCCUCUGGCCACCUACGCCCCAGUGAUCUCUGCAGAGAAAGCCUACCAUGAGCAGCUGUCCGUUGCCGAGAUCACCAAUGCUUGCUUCGAGCCAGCCAAUCAGAUGGUUAAGUGUGACCCUCGUCAUGGCAAGUACAUGGCAUGCUGUCUGUUGUACCGUGGAGAUGUUGUUCCAAAAGACGUCAACUCUGCCAUCGCCACUAUCAAGACAAAGCGGACCAUCCAGUUUGUGGACUGGUGUCCCACUGGCUUCAAGGUGGGCAUCAACUACCAGCCCCCAACUGUGGUUCCUGGAGGAGAUCUGGCUAAGGUGCAGCGAGCCGUGUGUAUGCUGAGCAACACCACCGCCAUUGCUGAAGCUUGGGCUCGUCUAGAUCACAAGUUCGAUCUGAUGUACGCCAAGAGGGCUUUUGUCCACUGGUAUGUGGGUGAAGGUAUGGAGGAGGGUGAGUUCUCAGAAGCCAGAGAAGACAUGGCUGCCCUGGAGAAGGAUUAUGAAGAGGUGGGUACAGACAGUGUCGGAGAAGAGGGAGAGGAAGAAGGAGAGGAGUACUAAAGAAAUUCCUAAAAAAGAUAUGGCAAGAAACAUCAUAGAUCUACAUAGCUUUCACAAAUAGUAUUUUCAGAAUAUCAAAAUAUUGUUUUGUUUCCUAUGUUUGUUUAUUUGAAAGCUGUAUUUGACAUGUAUGCUCUCUGCCUUUUAAUGUCCAUGUUUUCAAGAUAUUGGGUUUUGAUUUUAAAGUGUCCAUCUGUGGGGGGUUUUUUGUUUGUUUUGUUUGUUUUUGUUCGAUGCUCAAGUAUGAACAAAUCAUCCACAUGACUCAGUCCAGCUUCCUAAGUGCAUGUGAAGUCCACCAGGGUUAAGGCUUUAUCUUUAGCCUCUAAAGAAUUAAAAUGGAUGUUUUGUUUGUUUGUUUGUUUGUUUUCACUGAGUUGGUUGUCACUUGGCUAAUAGAUUACACAAAAAUACUGGUCAUCAGCAGAUAAAAUAGCCAUUAACGCAAACACUGUAACAAACAGCAGUGACUGACAAAAAAAGUUGAGAAGUGUUACAGUGCUAACCACUACAGUGCAAAAAGCUUUUGUUUCUCGGUUUAAUUGUUCUGGGAUAACAAUAAAAGAAUGGGCAUUGCUGAGCCA